This is a messenger RNA of Rotaria sp. Silwood2, 762 nucleotides long. The record is from the annotation of a GenBank genome assembly. NCBI's taxonomy places the organism in Eukaryota, Metazoa, Rotifera, Eurotatoria, Philodinida, Philodinidae.
AUGAGUGAUACAACAGAAAAUUUCGAAUUUGUUGAAGAAAUAGUCUCAUCAGAUUCUUCCGGUGACAAGAAAUAUGUGAUCAUCGAUUGGUAUUUACAACAACAUGGUAGUUUUAGUAGCCUGGGUCGUUGGCGAGAUAUUUCACUAAGACAUUUUUCAUCUACUAAACAAUUGAUAGAUUAUUUAUGUGAAUAUAUUAAAAAGAAUUAUCAACAUGUCAAUAUCGAUGAUAGACAAUAUAAUGUUCUUGAUCUCUGUCGAAUCGCUAUUGAUGAAUCAAAUAAAUUAUUAGUCUGUAACAGUAAUGAAAUUUCUCGAGUAACCAGUCGUCAUAUUUGGCCACCAAACCAUAAACUAUUAAUGGGAUGUUUUGUAGAUGCGCAUAUUGUUGCUACAUGUCAUGAUAAAUAUACAACAAAUCCACAAACAAAAUCUGAAGAACAGGAAAAUAAUGAUACUAAUUAUUGUUUGAUUACUCAAUUAGGAAAUCAUCCUACAAAUGUUAAAUUUUUACGUGGUACUAACUCUUUACGAGAAGAAUUUCUGGAAAGAUUUAAACAUCCAUUUUUAACGAGUUCAAAGCCUACCCAAGAACAAAAUAAUUUAUUUAUUCAAAAAAGUCAAAUAUUAUCAAUACAACAAUUUUGUAAUCAUGUAACAAGCCGAGAUUGGUAUGAUAUUGGUGAUGAGUUUUUGUACGGUGUUAUUGUUGAUUUUAUUAUUGCUGGUGAAGUCUUAUUAUUUAACGAACAAAUCAUAUAA